Naumovozyma castellii is the source of this 1818-nucleotide messenger RNA. RefSeq names its product Snu71p (gene SNU71). The transcript has a single exon. The coding region runs from base 1 to 1818 and encodes 605 amino acids. The record is from RefSeq and is a predicted model, not a curated record. Lineage: Eukaryota; Fungi; Ascomycota; Saccharomycetes; Saccharomycetales; Saccharomycetaceae.
AUGAGUGAGAUAAUAUAUAUUUCACCACAACUUUACUUCAUUUCGCCCAAUUCAGAGAAAAAUUGGAAAAGUGAAACUCCAAGAGCAGGUUUUAUCCCACUUUUAAAAUCUGACAUUUCAAAAUUUCAAGCACAAACUAAGCUUAUAUCAUCUCCCUCUAAUAAUGUUACGCAGAGUAGCUCUUUGGUCUCUCCUUUGAAAGAAUCCAACUCCACGAGUAAGGUAACUUCGUCUGCAACCUCAUCAGCUACCAGCACGUUAUAUCAACCUCUGAAACAGUUCCUCCCGAUAUCGUUAGAACAGCAAUUGAAAACAGUUUGUCUUCAAGGCCUUCCAUCUCAUUUAUCAAUUGAAUCAAUCGAUGCAUUCAUAAAAUCGAUUUUCAGUUACAUAAGUUUGAAUCUACAAGUGGAAUCAUGGACUGCUAUGAACUUAACUGGAUUAGAUAGGCAAGAUAUAUUUAUUAGGGUUCGUUCAGAAGAUGGUGAAUCAGAGGAAAUGUUGCUGGCUGAUUCUCUUCUUCGAUUACGUUCAUUAUUGGGAACGUUGGAAAAUGAAGAUGGCAUGGUCACAAACUUGACUUUGCAUUGGGAUUCUAAUACGAAUGAUUUUAUUAAUGAUCAUAAAUCUCCAUCGUCUACUAUUGACGUUAAUGAAAACGAUGUCAAAUUUAAAUCCUUUUUAAAAGAAUUAGAAGAUAAGAAUAAGAAUGCUGAUAAAAACGCUACUUCUAACGAACUUGCUGCAUUGAAUGAUGAACAAUAUCAUAUUGACUUAAAUACCUUAAGUGAUUUACCGAGAGAUUCGCUGGAUCAAUUGUGUAAAGAUAUUAUAGAAUUCAGGACAAAGGUGGUUAGUAUUGAAAGAGAGAAGAGACUAAAAGAAGACAUUGAAGAAAAUAAGAGAAGGAAGCAACAAAUGAUGAAAACCUUUGAACAGAUUAGGAAAACGAAAAAUGCUUUCGAUCAAUCCAUAGUUGAAGAUGAGCAGGAGGAUGAAAUGGAUGAUGAGGAUGAUGGUGAGGACGAUUUAAUAAUAGAAAAUAGACGCUUAGAAAGAAUAGAACAAGAGUCUAACGAACGAUAUCAAGGCUUAUUAAAAGACUUAUUGAAUAACAUUGAGCCAGGGAUCAAUAAACUAAAGCAAAGCAUCCAACAAGCAGAAAAUUACGAGAGUAUUCUCUUGGAGAAUAAAGCAUUAUAUUUGAAGGAACUAUUAUAUUCAGCAAAUGAUGCAUAUUAUGACCACCAUAGAUCCUUCAAAGAGCAAGAAAUUGAAAUGGACCGAAAGGAUAGAGAAAAACAUGGUGAUCUAGAUGUGAAGACUUUAGAAAACCAAGGGCAGCAAUCAAUUGCAAUUUCUGGUACUGCCAAUCAUGGAGAAAUGGAGCAUGUUGAUAAGAAGGCAAUAGUAAACAAAUCAGCACCCUCCGGAGUCGAACAACAGCAACUUAAAAUUAAAUUUGCGUUUAAGAAAGCUAUUGAUAAAUCUGUAGAUACAUCCCCAUCUAAUGAAGAGGAAGAGGAACAGACAGAAGUGUUAAAAGAGCAAUCCACCUCGAUCUCAAAAGAAGACAAUUUACCAUUUUCUGAUGAGGAAUUGGAGCAGAGGUUACUGGGAUUAAGAAAAUCACGCAUCAUUGAUGAGUUAGUUAAAGAGUACUUGGGGGUUUACGAUGAUGACCUUGUCGAAUAUAUCAUUGUUAAUAUCAAGGAAAAUAAGAGUAAAAAGUACUUAUUAAAUGAAUUAAGGGAAACAUUUGAUGAGGAUAGUGUCUCAAUUGUUGAUAAUAUAUGGAAUAGUAAAGAAUUCAAUUGA